Molecule: messenger RNA, 588 nt
Organism: Nicotiana attenuata
Lineage: Eukaryota; Viridiplantae; Streptophyta; Magnoliopsida; Solanales; Solanaceae
Exons: 1
Coding region: 74-469 (131 amino acids)
Biological process (GO): endoplasmic reticulum to Golgi vesicle-mediated transport; intracellular protein transport
Cellular component (GO): endoplasmic reticulum; endoplasmic reticulum membrane
Source: RefSeq, a predicted model, not a curated record
AUAGAUCCUCUGUAAAUUUCAUCACCAUUUUAGCACAUAUACAUAGAAAGAAACAGAGAAAAUAACGAGCAAUAUGGCAUUAGAAUGGGUAGUUCUAGGCUACGCCGCUGCAGCAGAAGCGGUGAUGGUAAUCCUUUUAACACUUCCAGGUACAUACCCUGUACGUAAAGGUCUCAUAUCAGUUACACGAAACCUUCUCAAGCCUUUUCUUUCAGUGGUUCCGUUCUGUGUCUUCUUGUUAUUGGACAUUUACUGGAAAUACGAGAAUCGCCCGAGGUGUAAAUCGGCCGAGUCUUGUACCCCGACGGAGCUGAUGCGACACCAGAAAUCUGUAAUGAAAAGUCAGCGUAAUGCGCUGUUGAUUGCUGCUGCGUUGAUGUUUUACUGGCUGCUGUAUUCGGUGACUCGGUUGGUUACCCGAGUUGAAAUGUUGAAUCAGCGAGUUGAGAAGUUGCAGAACCAGGAAUAACCAAUGAUAAAAAUGGUUAAAUGGAAGUAGCUUUAUUACUUAAUAUUUUGUUUUGAGUUCUCGUUUGGUUCCUUUGUAAUGGAUUGGAAACUUUUCAGUAUGGAGUUUCUUUCUAUAUC